AUGAGGUUCACUUACCUUCGUGCGGUCCUCGUUAGCGUGCUGCUUCUCAACCAUUCUUGUCACGCUGCAGGCCUCGAAAAAUCAAAGGCGGACGCACUCGAAGCGCGAGGCGAGCACGACAAGGCCAAACGCCUUUUGAGAUUGCGCGGUGUCGACGACGCCGAUCAAGAUGAAAGAAUGGCACGUAUAUAUCCGGGCCAUCCGACGCCGCCCAAAGACUUCGGUAUCGGCCCAAAAUUUCUUAAGUCCCUGCUCAUCUCGUUGAAGCUAUGGCAGUCUAAGGUUCCGCGCAUUGGCUGGGACUCCAUCAUUCGUUCUUCUUCCGACAUCGAGCGUCUUCAGCUUUCGUGGAAAGCCUUCGAGAACCAUGGGACGUAUCAGUCGGUUGUGGACGACGUUUUACGCCAUGUAUCGUCGAUGUCGUCGAUGUCGCCGACGUCACCGACGUCGUCGCUAUUGGAGAAGCAGCUUUAUGACGAGCUCAUCAUGGUGGAUUCUAGCAAAGCGAUGGUCACGCUCGAGCUCUUACAGCGAUUUCCAGAGACGACGGUCUUGGCGCAGAAUAUCGAGCAGCGAUUUUUUGCAGAGUAUGGCGGCUACGACUCGGAAACUCUCCGCCAAAAGCUUUAUUUGCCUCUCAAUGACAGAAUGCAGGACGGGCUUCACGUAAUUGAGCAUUACAUGCAGAACUUUAUUGCGAAGUUUCGUAUUUGGCAAUUGAAAAACCAGCCGCCGUUACAUACUAGCACUUGA
Messenger RNA from Hyaloperonospora brassicae, 753 nucleotides. The record is from the annotation of a GenBank genome assembly. Lineage: Eukaryota; Oomycota; Peronosporomycetes; Peronosporales; Peronosporaceae.